Molecule: messenger RNA, 1200 nt
Organism: Ipomoea nil (Japanese morning glory)
Lineage: Eukaryota; Viridiplantae; Streptophyta; Magnoliopsida; Solanales; Convolvulaceae
Product: phosphatidylcholine:diacylglycerol cholinephosphotransferase 1-like
Exons: 3
Coding region: 158-997 (279 amino acids)
Molecular function (GO): diacylglycerol cholinephosphotransferase activity
Source: RefSeq, a predicted model, not a curated record
CUCUCUCUCUCUCUCUCUCUCUCUCUCUUCGUCAAUGUACUGAGAUCUGUACAAAAUUUCACCAAAGCAACCUCGGAGACUCCGUCAUUCGAUUCCCUUAUAAAAACCAUUCGUAGCCAUCGCACGUCCACCAUGUCCGUCUCCGUCUCCGGCCAAAAUGAACGGAGGCGCUCCCCAUUUCCGUUCAUCUUCUCCCCUCGCUAAUCGACAACCUAAACCUACCACUUCCAGCAACAAGCAAAACUCCAAACACUCUCACACCACCAACGGCACCGUUUCGAAUAUGAAUAUGAAGAAGAGAUCCUCUCCGUUAGCCGCGAAUGACGGUGGGUGGUACUGGUUGGGAAACGCUCAUUUCAUGACGUGGAAAGCGGGGGAUUUAUUGGGUGUGGUGAGGCACCACCCUUUACCGUGCGUCUUCUUCGCCUCCCUCUUGUUCUUCAUGGGUGUUGAAUACACCCUCCGCAUGAUCCCCUCCACUUCCCCGCCGUUCGAUCUGGGCUUCAUCGCCACCGUUCCUCUCAAUCGCGUUCUCGCUUCCAGACCCGCCCUUAAUACUCUUCUCGCCGGCCUCAAUACGGUGUUUGUGGCGAUGCAAUCAGCGUACAUAGUAUGGGCGUGGCUGAUUGAAGGCCGUCCAAGAGCAACCAUUUCGGCACUGUUCAUGUUCACAUGCAGAGGAAUUCUUGGAUAUGUUACACAACUGCCGUUGCCUCAGGAUUUUUUGGGUUCGGGAGCUGAUUUUCCGGUAGGGAAUGUGUCGUUUUUCUUGUUCUACUCGGGGCAUGUAGCGGCAGCAGUGAUCGCGUCGCUUGACAUGAGACGAAUGCAGAGGCGAGGGAUGGCUUUGGUGUUCGACUUGCUCAACGUGUUGCAGGUGGUGAGGUUGCUGAGCACAAGGGGUCACUACACAAUCGACUUGGGCGUUGGGGUUGGUGCCGGAAUGCUGUUUGAUUCUCUGGCCGGAAAGUAUUUAGAAUGUAAAAAGUUGAACUAAUUAAUGGCAGCAUUCCCAAAUACUGAAUAACAAGCUAUUUCUUAUAGGACUCAAGUUGUUUACAGAUGUAAAGAGAAUUGUUUGUGGUUGCUUUCUUGGCCACCCUUCCGACCAUGUGGUCCAUGUCACCGUGUCCAACAAACUUGUACUUCUAAUUGGAUUUGAUUUCUCGAUAAUGCCAAAUCCAUUUAAAAAUUAAGUUU